AUGGCCACUGUAAGGGUCUUUGCAGGGGCUGUGCUCCUGCUUGUGGCCCGGGGUCGGAGCUCCUGCGCAGGGCGCUGGGUGCUGACGCCCUCGUCCCGCGUCACCCUGGGCCGGGGUCUCCUGGGCGCUUCUGGACUGUGGUGGGGCGGGGGCGGGGGGGUGUGGACAGCCCAGGAGCCCCCUCCCGCGCCUCCCCCCACCCCCUGCCUCUGGCGCAGUGCGCUGGGUUUCCCGCCGAGAGCAGAAGUCGAUCUCAUCCCAGCUGCGUGUGCUCAACGUACAGGCUCCAGGGGUGUCGGACCGAGGCCACCAGCCCCCCUGCAGCCGGGAGCAGACGACCUGCUGAGAACCCAGAGGCGGCCCCGGGCUCCGGGAGCGAGGGCACGGAGGGCCAAGCUCACGCGCGCUUCGGGCACACGUGCGCACCCGCCUGUUUGCCACGUGUGUGGUGCACGUGGGUGGCUUGACGGUGGUGUGGUUUCCGAACCUCGCUGCCCGGAUCCCCAGUGGGGGUGUCGUCGGGAAGGGAGCAGGGCCCCGGCACCGCCGUCUGCAAAGUCCCGGCUCCGGGUGGCAGGGCGGGAAGACCGCUCUCUGCCGUCCUGGCCUCCGAGGCCCAGAGGGAGGCCUCACGGGUCAGCGGUUCCCCGCUCGCCCCCAGUUCACGGGUCCAGUGCUGCCCAGAGCUCGCCGGGGAGGCGCCCAGCUCGUUCAGCCGUCUGGCUUCGGCCGCCGACCCCUCAGUUGGGAGAGCAGGGAUCCUUGCGAAGAAAACCAGCGUAUCCUGUCUCCUGGUGAUGCAGACGCGUGCUGGCGUCCGGGGCCCCACAGUCCCCCUGCCCCCGCUCGGCGGCCUGUGGAGAGAUAAGGGGCGGCUGGCAUCUGUCUCGGGGCCGGGGGAGCCGCCCCUGCACGUUGGCAGGGAGGCGCCAGAGGCGGCCGCAGACCCCCGGGCAGCUCCUGCCCCCCCCCUUCCCUCUGGGACUGCAGAAAGACCCCCCCCCCGCCCCCGCCAGAAGCCACACAUAUACCGGGAGA
This is a messenger RNA of Prionailurus viverrinus (fishing cat), 1038 nucleotides long. RefSeq names its product formin-like protein 3. Bases 1 to 798 code for a protein of 265 amino acids. The record is from RefSeq and is a predicted model, not a curated record. Lineage: Eukaryota; Metazoa; Chordata; Mammalia; Carnivora; Felidae. The transcript is spliced from 5 exons.